AUGGGAAUUGGAUUCACCAAACCUGAAUUAAAUAUUGGAACUGGAUUCACCAAACCCGAAUUAAAUAUGGGAACUGGAUUCACCAAAUCUGAAUUAAAUAAGGGAAUUGUAUUCACCAAAACUGAAUUAAAUAAGGGAAUUGGAUUCACCAAACCUGAAUUAAAUAUGGGAAUUGGAUUCACCAAACCUGAAUUAAAUAUGGGAAUUGGAUUCACCAAACCUGAAUUAAAUAUGGGAAUUGGAUUCACCAAACCUGAAUUAAAUAUGGGAAUUGGAUUCACCAAACCUGAAUUAAAUAAGGGAAUUGGAUUCACCAAACCUGAAUUAAAUAAGGGAAUUGGAUUCACCAAACCUGAAUUAAAUAUGGGAAUUGGAUUCACCAAACCUGAAUUAAAUAUGAGAACUGGAUUCACCAAAUCCGAAUUAAAUAUGGGAAUUGGAUUCAUCAAACCUGAAUUAAAAUAUGGAAGUUGGAUUCACAAAACCCUCGGAAAUUAA
This is a messenger RNA of Macrobrachium nipponense, 498 nucleotides long. RefSeq lists its product as uncharacterized. The transcript has a single exon. The record is from RefSeq and is a predicted model, not a curated record. Bases 1 to 498 code for a protein of 165 amino acids. NCBI's taxonomy places the organism in Eukaryota, Metazoa, Arthropoda, Malacostraca, Decapoda, Palaemonidae.